This is a messenger RNA of Ectocarpus sp. CCAP 1310/34, 2869 nucleotides long. NCBI's taxonomy places the organism in Eukaryota, Phaeophyceae, Ectocarpales, Ectocarpaceae. The record is from the annotation of a GenBank genome assembly.
CUUAGCCACUCAGCCAGAGAGGCGGUCUACGUCUCAAAUUUUAUGACGGAACUCAACUUCAAGACCUUCGGAUCGGUUCCCAUCAACAGCGACAGCACCGGAGCGCUGACAGUGGCCGGGAAUGUCAUGCACUCUCAACGCACGAAGCACGUGGCCCUGAGGUACUUUUUCAUCCGGGAGCUAGUUCUGCGGGUACAAAUCACUCUUCACCACCGGCCCAGCGAGCACCAGUUGGCUGAUAUCGCGACCAAGUACCUCCCAAAGCACCGAUUCGCCUCCAUCAUUCAGCAGAUCAAGGACUUCUCGUGUUGAUCGAAGAUCUGUGAAGCUUCCUUCCAUACCCGCCAUACCAGAAGGAAAUUAUUUUCGAUACGAUGCCAGCGGAGGGGUCGAGGUAGACAAGGAUAUGGUGAUGCCGUCGACCAUUGUGAAUUAGUUGCUUGAUCGAGGGGUUACACACAGCAGCAACUAUCACGAACACCCUCCCUUGGGGCUGUUGUCUCGACCAGAUAAAAUAUACAUCAGAAAAACAACAAACAAAAAAAUGAAACAAGACUCAGACCUCUACUUCUCAGAUCUCGAGCCUAGACCAAAAUUAAUUACGAUGAACUUCAAAAAGAUCUCUCGGAAGAGCCUUCUUCAGGGUGUCCGCAUGCUGUCUUUCGCUAGAGACAUGAUGACUGAUUUCCAAUAUUCCCUCCUCUGUCAAAUUCCUAAGUAGUGCUGCACGUCAAUGUGCAUACUGUUACACGAACUAAGUGGAAUCGCACCCUCGUUGUCCUCUCGUACCUGAAUCUUACCAAUUCUAUCACUAGGCCUCAAGAACUCGAGCAUUCCGUUGACAAACAGACAGAGCCUCUUGUACACCGUCACCCAUCGCAACAUACUCUGCUUCAGUUGUUGAAAGAAUCACGCAUUUCUGCGUCCUAGAAUACAAGCUACAAGAAUUAGUGCUCCCGAAACUGAUCUACGGUCAGUGGCCUUGCUAGCGAAGUCUGCGUCUACGUACACCAACGUGCCUACGGCUACCAUUCAUCGUGUCCUGCUUGUACUUCAAGAUAGAUGUGCCGUCCCCAGAAGAUAAUUUAAAAUCUUCUGGGCCGCCUUCCAGUGGCUUUUCUCUGGCUCGUGAGAGUGCUUCGCAACUGCCCGCACAACAUUUGAGAUGUCGGGCCUCGUCUGGUCGGCGAUCCACAUCAGGGUCCCCACCACCUCUCGGAACGGCACAUCCCCUGCCUUCUCCUCCUCCAUCACGGACCUGUCAACACUAGCAGGGGGAGCAGGGUCGAGCUGGUGCGACAAAUAUUGAAUCUCUCGAGAACACUCCUGACGCAACGCUCUUGAGACAUCUCAAUGGUGCCAGCCUCGCGGUCGCGACUAAAUGCGCAACCAAGAAAGAACUUGACCUCGCCCAAAUUCUUGUGUGAAAAGCGACACCAAGCGCUUGCAUAACUAUCUUGGCAAGCCUCUCAAUUCCUCCAUACAGAAUGUCAUCCACAUGAAUCGCGAUCAUACCCAUCACCUCGUUUCCCAUCAUGAAACGCAGAACACAGGGGUCAGAUAGAGAUUUUUCGACACUAAUGUCACGAGUCGCUAGCACGCAGGGUAGAGGUCGCAAGUGUGUAAGCAGUGAGUACGUACAGCUCCCGUUCACGGCACGGUUUCUAGCGCGAGAAAGGGGAUUAUGGCUCCUGAAAGGUAUUCUCUCAUGCAACGAUGCACACACACUGACCUCUCUUUGUGCAAUCGAACGACUGUACCGAGUGCGAUGAGUAGUGAAGAUACUCGUACCAGCUGUAGUAGCCGUGUAGCGUCGGAGCAAAAGCCUCCUUGUGGAUGUUAUGGUCUUAUUCUUUUAGUUCAAGCUCAGGAUGGUAGCUUGGUUGUGAGCAGAGGAGGGCGAGUCCGGCAGCUCUUGCAGAGGCUCCGCAGAAUGCGGCCAACUACCUCUGUGGGGGUGUACUUGCGGGACAAUGAAUGUCUCGAACCGUAACACUAAUAAUCCUCUUCAGGUCCGACACAAAUCUCUCGAGAAAUGUUCUACAUGCCUGCCUCAGUUCAUCCAAAAUCUGGUCUAAACGAACGACCUUUCCUGACAUCGACUUGCAGCCACGAGGCAACUUGAAUACCUUCCAAGUUGUACUUGUACGCCAAUGCUACCUUAAUAUAUUAUGUGGAUUGUGUGUACCCCAGCACGUAGCAGGAGAAACUGACGCCCACCAACGCUAGUCGGUGUGAUAGCUCGCGGAGCUUGUAGCAGCAGAAGCACAGCAGUACUUCAGUGCAGAAGAAGAUGGAGAGAUGUUGUAAACACGGCGCUUCUGUGGCCGACACAGACAGAUACACCCGGGAGACGGUUGUAGUCCAGGCAGUAUGCCAGCAGCAUCCAAGGUAACACAUACGUCAUUCGUCUACAUAAGCAGUAGUACUGAACAUUGAUUACGACAGGAGAUGCGUAGUCUAGGCAUUUCCAUAACAAAUACCAAACGGAUUGAUGCAGCAUUUGCAGUAGGCGAGAAAGUCUCAAGAUAAUCCCCACCAUACUUCUGCUUGAAGCCCUUCGCUACAAGCCUAGCCUUGGCCGUCACUAUCUUGCCUGUUUCAUCUGCUUUCCAUUUGUAGCAUCUAUCACGUUACAGCCUUUUGGGGCCUUUACUGCUAACGCGAAUGUUCCUGCUCUUAACAAGCCUUCACAUUCUGCACACAUGGCCUUGUCCCAAAUCGUGGAGUACCUUGAUUGGCGGGCUUCUUGAUAGCUACCCGGUUCUGACUCUACGUCGUGAAUGAGCACUUUCGGCAAUUCCAUUGCAUCAGAUGUUCUCUGCUCCACUAAGAGUGCUUCUACACUUCCAGAUGCGGAUAUAGGUCC